Rhizoctonia solani is the source of this 6084-nucleotide messenger RNA. Its product is annotated as NADPH-dependent conjugated polyketone reductase C1. Gene Ontology annotation, biological process: mRNA splicing, via spliceosome. The transcript has 13 exons. The coding region runs from base 1 to 6084 and encodes 2027 amino acids. The record is from RefSeq and is a predicted model, not a curated record. Gene Ontology annotation, molecular function: protein binding. NCBI's taxonomy places the organism in Eukaryota, Fungi, Basidiomycota, Agaricomycetes, Cantharellales, Ceratobasidiaceae. Gene Ontology annotation, cellular component: catalytic step 2 spliceosome; precatalytic spliceosome; Prp19 complex.
AUGACGACCCAACUGGACACGCCUACAUCACUCCCUCCUCUGGAAUCACUGCUGAAACAGAGUGCUAAACGAACGGCGUCGAUAUUUUAUGCUGAAAACGGAGAGGUAGAGGAGGAGAAGAGUGCUCGGGUAAGGCUAUCGGUCAAAACUCGUGACGAAUACUUGGAUGUUCAAACACUACCUUCUGCUCUGCUUGCGCGAGAAGGUCUUGUUGGUCCCGCUCGACCUGGUGCUGCUGGACCAAAGGCAAUAGCUGGUCCCCAACAAAAACUCAUUACAGCCGGACCCUCAAGCGACGGAGCCGCACCAUCCGUAUCCACCUCCGCCCCGGCCCCCUCAGCAGCGCUUACUACCUUCCGAGCUCAGCAAUCCCUCCACACCGGCUCCCAAUCAGCUCUCUCUGUUGCUCUCGCUCGCAAAAAGGCUGCCAAACAAGUACAACCAGACUACCAUGCCCCAUGGAAACUCGUACGCGUCAUUAGUGGACAUUUGGGAUGGGUGCGCAGUGUGGCUGUCGAGCCUGGGAACAAGUGGUUCGUCUCCGGUGCAGGUGAUCGAGUUAUCAAGGUAUGGGAUUUGGCGAGUGGCGAGUUGAAGUUAUCCUUGACCGGCCAUAUCUCCACGGUUCGUGGAUUGGCUGUUAGUCCGCGCCAUCCGUAUUUGUUCUCUGCUGGAGAGGACAAGAUGGUCAAGUGCUGGGAUUUGGAGACCAAUAAAGUUAUUCGACACUAUCAUGGUCAUUUGUCUGGUGUUUAUGCUUUGGACCUGCACCCUACACUUGACGUACUCGUUACCGCUGGUCGAGAUGCUUCUGCGAGGGUCUGGGACAUGCGUACCAAAGCUCAAAUCCAUGUACUCGCGGGGCACACCGGAACUGUCGCAGACGUCAGAUGCCAAGAAUCCGACCCCCAAGUAAUCACUGGUUCAAUGGACUCUACUGUCCGUCUCUGGGAUCUCGCGGCCGGAAAAACUAUGACCACUCUCACUCACCACAAAAAAUCGGUCCGAGCACUUGCCGUUCACCCAACCGAAUUUUCAUUCGCAUCUGGAAGUGCAGGAGGGAACAAUAUCAAAAAAUGGAAAUGCCCCGAGGGGAUGUUUGUACACAACUUUUCGGGACACGACGCGAUUAUCAAUACGCUCAGUGUGAACGCCGAGGGCGUAUUGUUUUCCGGAGGUGACAAUGGUACUAUCACGCUAUGGGACUACAAGACCGGUCUCCCCUUCCAGAACAUGGAAGAUAUUCCUCAACCUGGUUCGUUGGAUGCCGAAGCUGGUGUCUUUUGCUCCACAUUCGACCAAACGGGAACUCGUCUUAUUACAGGUGGAGCGGACAAGACUAUCAAGAUUUAUGCAGAACAGACGCACCGGUUAAUCUUAUGCUUGGUUGGAUGGCUAUUUAUUUCUGAAGUUAAGCCUGUUGAACCAACGGUACCGGCGUCUUCGCCUCAGGUGGUGAUAAACAUAUCAUCGUCGAAUGUACCAAGCGAGAUGGGGGUUUCAACACGUACCAUCACUGAUGGAGAAGCUGGGUUGAUUCUUGUAAUGGAUUACUCCGCGUCUAAAGAUGAAUCGGAGUCUAAUUAUCUUCAUAAUCAGAUGAACAGGGAGACUUUAUCCCACGAGCUAUUGACCAAGUUGGUGGAAACACAGGAGAGGCUCAGCCAUGAAACAAACUUGGAUGUCGAAGUCAUUGGAGCGGGAAUACUGGACAUGGUGGACAGGGUAAAGGAAUAUAUAGCGCUCGACACUGGAAACCAAAAAGAAGCUUCAUUUCUAUUGUCAAUAGCUGGCGACUUGACCGAUAUGAUUAACCCCGAGUUAGAUCAUCAAAAGGAGGCAUCAAUUAUGGACGCGAGCAUUUGGUGUCUGAAUAGAGCUCUGCAACUGGAUCCAAUAUCUCUUACGGACAGGAUCAUCCAGUUGUUAGCGACUUUAUUCGCGAAACAGCUGGGUGAAUACGAACGGCCAGAUCGCUUAGACUUUGUCGAUAUGGCCAUCGAGGGCCGUCAUUUUAAUACACACCCAGAAAACGUAGCACAAGGAGAGCUUGCUACCGACCUUGCGAUACUAGGAGCGAGUUAUCUUCAACGAUCUCAGGAACUCGCUAGACCCUCUGAAGCUGAACUUUCCAUCGUCUGUCACGCUUGGGCGGUACUACUUACACCUCGAGAGCACCCCGGCUUGGUUAAUCGAAUCAGUAAUCUGGGUGUAUCCCACUUUAGACGCUUUCAACAGUUUCAGCGACUUGAAUACAUUGACGAUAUCGACAAUAUGAUCAAAUGUUUUACUCGAACCAUUCCGUUGACCCCGGAAAACAAUCCAAACCUGCCGAGUCAACUUGCUAAUCUGGGCUCCGCCUACUACGCCAAAUUUCAACUCUUGGAAAAUAUGGCGGAUAUUGACGAGGCUAUCAAGUAUGAAGCUAAAGCGAUAGCACUCUCCUCUGAAAGCUAUCCAUACAUGCAUGAUUGGCUCUACAACCUAGCGCUAUCAUACGAUGCACGAUUUAGACGACUUGGAGAUAUGAAUGAUAUUGAAAAUGCGUUUAAAUGGCAUUCUAGCUCUGUUCGACUCAGUCCUAAUGGCCACCCGGACCUACCUAACCGAUUGGUGGCUCUGUGUACGGCACAUAGCAAUUGGGUUAACAACUGCGGGAACCCAACUGCACUCGAGGACGAGCUUGCCCAGUCCACUCAUGCCACAUCACUCAUCCCGGAGAAUCAUCCUUCUUUACCGAGCGUGCUAAGCAACUUAGGGAUAAUUCACCAAAACCGAUUCCAUAGAACUGGAAGUUUGGCUGAACUUGACAAGGCCAUUGAGCAUAUAGCACGCGCUGUAUUGCUGUCUUCUGAGGAUCAAGUACACCUUCCCGUAUUUCUCUCCAACCUUGGCACAUCUUAUAUCAAUCGGUUCAAUUGCACCGGGAAAUUGGAAGAUAUUGAUAACGCGGUAAAAAGCAGUACACGGGCUGUGCUACUAACUCCUGAAGGUCACUCGGAUUUGCCUUCAUGGAUGCUGAACCUCGCCAUAUCUCAUGACACUCGUUUCGGUCGUGUCGGAAACCCCGAAGAUCUUGAUUCUACUAUAGAAUAUCUUACUCGAGCAAUGUCAAUCGCUCCUAACAAUUAUCCUCACUUAUUAGAUUUAUUCAAUGCUUUGGGCGCCGCACUCCACCGUCGGUUCGCUCGCACUGGGAAUCUGGACGAUAUCAACAAUGCAAUCCACCAUCUCAAACAUGCUAUGGCAUAUACCCUGGAAACUCAUCCGAAUUUUCCUGGUAUUCUAUCGAAUCUAGGGGCAGCUUGCGAAACCCGAUUUGCAGCUUUAGAUAACCUUGAUGACAUCAAUGAUGGAAUUAUGUACCUUACCCAAGCAAUACCUCUACUUCCCGACAACCACCCAAACUUACGCAUUUUACAUUCAAAUAUUGGAGGGAUUUAUUCCAGUCGGUUCAAUCGCCUCGGAAAUUCUGACGAUAUAAACAACGCAGUCAAACACGGCAAUCUGGCCGUCUUACUUACUCCCAAAGGACACCCGGACUUGCCCACACAGUUGCAUCGACUUGGAGUAUCUUAUGAUAUUCGAUACCGAUAUCUAAAUGAUUUGGCAGAUCUUGAGAAUGCUACUAACCACCUCACUCAAGCUGUAGAAUUACUUCCCGAAAAAGAUGCGAGUGCUCCUCACUUGAUUAGUGGUCUGGGCCUUGUCUUUCACAAUCGGUUUCGCCGUUUUGGACAGCUUGCUGAUAUUGAUAAAGCAAUCAUGUAUUUGAGUCGUGCUUUAUUACUCAUUCCAGAAGGUGAUCCAAGUUUACCUAUUCAUCUCUCAAACCUAGGUGCAGCUUACGAUAGCCGAUUUGAAGUAACUGGCCACCUGAGCGACGUAGACAAUACAGUCACCCACCUCACCCGCGCCAUAUCGCUGACACCAGAAGGACAUCCAACUAUUGCGAUCUGGUUAUCUAAUCUUGGUGCCUCAUAUGAUAGUCGAUUUAAACGCCUUGGACAUAUAGACGACAUAAACCAUUCCGUCGCCCAUAACAUGCGCUCGGUUCAAUUGACUCCGGAAGGCCACCUUGAACUACCUGAGAGGUUAACAAACCUUGGAAUCUCGUAUAAUACUCGAUUCGAUCGACUCAAAGCCCUGGAUGACCUUGAAAACGCUAUCAAAUAUUUCACUCAAGCCAUAGCGCUCACUCCCGAAGGUCAUCCGCAAUUUCUCAAGCUAUUCUGCAACCUCGGGGUCUCUCAUUUCUAUCGUUUCAACCACGUAGGAGUAUCAGAAGACAUUGACAAAGCAAUCCAAUAUACUACGUGUGUUGUGUCUGUAGCUCCAGGAGACCAACCUCAACUACCUGGUUAUCUCUGUAACUUGGCGAUAUCACAUGAGAGCCGAUUUGAUCGUUUUGGACAAUUUACUGACCUCGAAAAAGCAAUCGAAUAUCUUAUUCGCUCGGUCUCGCUCACGCCUAUGAAUCACGCCGACAUUCCUCACUUCCGCAGUAACCUAGCGUAUAUGUAUCGCAAAAAAUUCGAGCUUCAAGGCGACUUGGAUUCUCUCAAUAGAUCACUAGAAUAUUACCGCGAGUCUGCUAGAUCUAUAGUAGCGCGGCCACACCCCAAAUUUAUUGCCGCUCGCACCUGGGCUACGUUGGCUAUCUCGCACUCGAUUGAAGAUUCAUUGGAAGGCUACCAGACUGCGAUGGAUCUUGUACCUGAGUUGGCCUGGAUUGGAACGACGAUAAACCAACGUUACGAUGACAUUGAACAAAUGAGCAAUUUUUCAGCUGAGGCGGCUGCAGCUGCGAUUGGUGCUGGAGAGUAUUCUCUUGCUCUUGAAUGGUUGGAGCAAGCCCGAUCCAUUGUAUGGAACCAGACCCUACAACUUCGAACUCCAGUCGAUGAGCUUCAUUCAAGCCACCCAGUACUUGCCGACCGUCUUCAGCGAUUGUCACAAGAGUUGUACAACGGGGAAUCAAAUUCUCGAACACCCCUGAGCACGACAGUGAAUGUUGUUAAUUUGGAGCAGGAAGCUCAGCAGCAUCGCCGCCGUGCUGAGGAGUACGAAAAAAUAAAGGCAACAAUUCGCCAGCUCCCUGGAUUUGAGAACUUUUUACUCCCCAAGAAGGCGUCACAGUAUGCAGCUGUAGUAAAGGAUGGCCCCGUAGUAAUCAUAAAUUGUCAUCAGCGGCGCUGCGACGCACUCGCCUUACUUCCUGGAAAAGUAGAUGUCAAGCAUAUUCCACUCCCAAAUUUUUCAUACGACAAGGCUAAAAAUGCUCAUAGUCAGAUUUUUCCCCGCGAUAAUCUGGCGCACAUAACAUGGUGUGCGACCGGAGUUGUUUCAUUUCUUCCGCUUCAUGCUGCCGGUAUUUACAGCCACGAUAAGAAGGGAACAAAAAUAUCUGAUUUUGCCAUCUCCUCAUAUACACCUACUCUCAAUGCUUUGCAAUCUUCUGCACACAUCUCUUAUAGUAAGGAUCCUAGUAUUGUUGCGAUAGGCCAAGAGGCUACUCCGGGGCAAAGCCUCUUGCCUGGCACAAAGAAGGAGCUAAUGAUUAUUGCACAACAUGCUCAUGGGAAUGCCAGAUACACUCAACUAGCCGGUGAGAAGGCUAUCACAGCGACUGUUCUCGAUGCAAUGGAGCAAAAUGAUUGGGUCCAUCUUGCUUGCCACGCACACCAAAGUAUUGGAGAUCCCAGCGAGAGUGGAUUCUUUCUCCAUGACGGCAUGCUCGAUCUCGCAACUAUCAGGAAGCGAUUGUUUCGAGGCAAGGGCUUAGCUUUUCUUUCCGCAUGUCAAACAGCAACAGGCGAUGAAAAUCUUCCCGAUGAAGCUAUACAUCUUGCAUCAGGCAUACUAAUGGCCGGAUAUCCGAGCGUGAUUGGUACAAUGUGGUCCGUAAUGGACAUCGACGCUCCGUUCAUAGCAGACAAAUUUUAUGGCCAAUUAUUCAAAGAUGCGGGUAUGGGUUAUCAAGAUGCGGGCAGAGCGUUACACGAUGCAGUGGCAAAUCUUCGGGAAAGCAUUGGGGAUAAAGAAUUUGGUCGUUGGGUCCCCUACAUACAUCUUGGCGUCUAA